AUGCAAGCCCUUCGCCUGGCACGCACCGCGGCCGUUCCUGUCGCCCGCCGCCGCUGCCUCGCCACUGCGGCCGCGCCGGGCAACCACGCUCCGACUCAUGCCCCGUCCUCGACCGCGCGCCAGCAGAGCAUGAUCCCCAUUUCAAACGUGGAGGCUCAAUGGGAGCAGCUGAGCGACGAGGACAAGUUGGUCGUGCACCAGCAGCUCGAGGAGCUCCAAAAGCAGGACUGGAAGAAGCUCAGCAUCGACGAGAAGAAGGCUGCGUACUACGUCGCGUUCGGGCCCCACGGACCUCGUGCUCCCAUCAACCCGCCUGGCACCGUACCCAAAAUCAUCGCGGGCGUGUCGGCUCUCAUUGCGGUCAGCGGCUUGGUCUUCGUUACCGUUCGCUCGCGGGCGCCUCCACCGCCAAAGACUCUCACCAAGGAGUGGGAAGAGGCUGCCAACGAGCGGGCAAUCGAGCAAAAGAUCAACCCUAUCUCUGGCAUCUCGUCAGAGGGUUACAAGGGCAAGGGCUUCGUU
This is a messenger RNA of Punctularia strigosozonata HHB-11173 SS5, 522 nucleotides long. RefSeq names its product COX4-domain-containing protein. The record is from RefSeq and is a predicted model, not a curated record. The annotation marks the transcript as partial. Gene Ontology annotation, biological process: mitochondrial electron transport, cytochrome c to oxygen. The transcript has 4 exons. NCBI's taxonomy places the organism in Eukaryota, Fungi, Basidiomycota, Agaricomycetes, Corticiales, Punctulariaceae.